GUAUCUACGUUUCUAUCUUUUCGAUUUAUUCGCUAAUUGGUUUCUUAAAAAGAAGAGAUCGAAAUCGCAUCCAUCCAAAACGAAUUGUUCCAGAUGGAAUAGUUGUCAAACCACCGAAAAUUCCGCUUCCAUCUAAAAGACAAGUGAAGAAAUUAGCUCAACUAAUAAAACUCGCUGAAAAACCAAUUCUACUUAUUGGUAGUCAAGCUGUUUUACCUCCAGUUCCUGCCAAAGAGACAGCCGUUCAUGUUCAAACCGUUGGGAUACCGACUUACAUGUCAGGUAUGGCUCGUGGUUCUUCUUGGUCGAGACCACCAAUACUUGCAUUUCGUCAUUGCCGUCGUACUGCACUUCGUGAAGCUGAUCUAAUUAUUCUAGCCAGUGGUUACUUUUGGAAUUGUUCUUAUGAGAUUCAUGUACUUUUGAUAUCAAAAGGUGCCAUUUGUGAUUUUCGACUAGAUUAUGGUCGUGUGCUGAAUCGAAAAGCCAAAAUUGUUGUGAUUAAUCGGAAUAAGAAAAAUUUAUAUCUUAAUGCUGACUAUUUUUGGCGACCAUAUUUAACCAUUCAAGCUGAUAUUGGCACAACUCUAAAAGAUUUAUCAUGUGAAUUACAGAAUGUCACUAAUGAACUACACUGUUUCCACUGA
Molecule: messenger RNA, 647 nt
Organism: Schistosoma turkestanicum
Lineage: Eukaryota; Metazoa; Platyhelminthes; Trematoda; Strigeidida; Schistosomatidae
Source: the annotation of a GenBank genome assembly